AUGUCCGCUUCAUCAGGUGUUCUGAAAGGGGACAAUAGCAGCGCCUCAGCAACGCGCAGACCCCACUUGCAUUUGUCCGCUGACCAAACUGCUAAACAGCAAGAUGGAGGCAACUGUUCUGGGAGGACAAGGAGAGCCGAAGAUUGUUCUUCCUCUUCAUCUCUACGUGUCGCGGAACCUGUCACAGUAACAGAGAAUGGAGACGUUUUAACCCGAACGCCAUCUUCCAGCUCUGCGAGACUUAGCCGCGCGCGAUUUCCUAUAGUUUCGGGAAGACAUCAGGAAUACUCUGAACAAACGUCAGGAGUAAACAACGACGACAACGACUUAAGUGAAUCUCUACGAAACUCUUUCAGAGAAAACGAAUUGCGACCUAGGACUUCCAGUUUCUCCAGCACUUCAACUUUUAUAAGCAACUACGCAGAAGACGCCAACGACAAAAUGCCCGUCUUACUAGAUACCCCAAAGAUGGGGAGUCGCCAAAACAGUCGCGUGAGUCAACUGAGUCGACAAGGGACUCAAACUUCCACGCGCUCUUCGAAAAAAUCUUUUCGAUCGGAAAAAUCUGGACCUGUGAGACGACAGGAAACGUUUGUUCUUCCCAAAAUUGUGACUGCAGAAGUGCCAAAGACACUGUCCUUAGAGGAACAGAAAAUGUUGCAAAAGGAAGUAAAGGCAUUCCGAGACAAGAGUAAUAUACGACCAGGGUUUGAUGGUCGGUCACUGUUCCGCAGGACUAUCCGGAUUAUUCUGCAUCUACAGCAAUGGAUCUCAGCGAUCAUGGAAAAAGGCGAGGAGGAAUCCCAAGGCGCCGAGAAAACCUCCAGUUUCAGCGACUUUGCCCAGGCGCUGAGCAGCCAGCGGAUGGCGAACUCGGACGUUCAUUUUGAUCCAGCAGAUUUCAAAGCCAAAAAAGACAUCAAUAUAAGCAAGGACGUGCAAUAUAUUUUAAACCUUCCCAAAGCCAUGAGGACCCCCGACCAAGUCCAGUCGGUUUUAUAUGGACUUCAACAUCUGCGAUCAUUUGCCGAAUAUCCACUUCAUAUGCAAGAAAAACUGUGCAAAGUAGCUUUUUUCCAAACAGUGACUCCCAAGCGUGUCAUCAUACGACAAGGACAUUAUGCCGAGAACUUUUAUUUCAUACUCUCUGGUCACGCCAUGGUGACGCUCCUUGAGCGCGACGCAAUAACUGGGGAGACGCAGCUCCGAGCCGUUAAAACGCUAAAGAAAGGACAAAGUUUUGGGGAACUAGCUCUCCUCCAUCACCAACUCCGCAAUGCCACAGUGGUCAGCCAGGACACUGUCCAGCUGCUGACCAUUGGACGGGAUGACUUCUUCGAUAUUUUUAUGGGCCAAAGUGCCAACCCCGGGGAACUGCCUGAACACCUGAAAUUCCUUAGUCAACUUGAAUUCGCAAAAGACUUUCCAAUGGAGAAAAUACUGGAGAACCCUGAAGUUUGUCUGCUGCAUUUCUUCAAACGUGGUGAAGUCAUAGUGCAGGACAGUUCCCAGUCCGACUGGAUAUAUAUUAUAAAAUCGGGCACAUGUCAAGUGAUGAAAGAACUCAACGGUGCCCAAGGACUCAAACUCCACAAACGCAGUAAAACUAUGGACGAUCUCACAAUGCGGUUACCAAAAUUAGGAACCGCCGAGCAAGCCCCAAAGAUUUACACGGGGAAGAAGAGGCACAGGUCGUACACAAUGCCGACUGCACUUAGGCGUGCAAUGACGGAAUACGAGGACUCCUUGAGAUUGACGGGAGGUCGUCUGCCGGUGUUGGAGGAGAAGGCGUUAGUGAGUGUUGACCCCAGCUCGAGGGACGGAGUGGAGCGACCCGUACCCGGAAGGACGCCGGGUUACUCUAGAAGCAAGCUCAGCCGUUUUCCUGAAAUGAAAAAGACCGCGCAUUUUUCUCCGUCCCCCUCCCCGGAGUUGAAAACGCCGAAACGAUCGACGCCACAGCCACAGGAACCCCUACAGGUGAACCAAUGGUCGACACUUCUUAACAUUCUGAAGGUGGAGACACCCCGGGAAGACGUCUUUAAACAGAGGCGGAAGUCGGAGCCCCCAAAAGCGCAGCCCGUAUACGUCCAGGUGGACCUGUUGAAACCAAGGGAUAUUUUUGGUCUCAACACGGUGAAAUUCGAUUUAGAAAUGGAGAUUCCGAAUACCAAAGUUAGCCUGGUUAGCCGCGGAGCAGAAUGCGUGAUGCUAGCCAAAUCGUUCUUUGCCAGAAACGCCAACGAGAAAGUGAAACACGUGGUCCGGAAUCUGGCUCGCCCCUACCCCUCGGAAGACGCACUUCAGAAGAAUUUACAAAUGAAAGAGGACUGGGCAAAUUUUAAAAAAGAUCUAAUUCAAGACAUUGUUAGCCGUCCAACUUUGAAAAAGUUACAGUGACUUUUCUCGAUUCAUGUACCAACUUCGUAUAAUAUCGGUGUAUUUUUUUAUUUCAUAGCAUUAGAUGUAUUUUCUGUCACCGAUGAUGACAUUCGUCUUUAUCAAUAUCGUGAUUAUAUUUUUAUACCGUUAUUAGGGUACUGUUCAAACCUAUCAAAUGCCAAACCGAGUAGAACUGUUCACAUUGCUUAGACUCAGAAUUUUGAAUCUCCAUGUAAAAAGACAUUGCGUGAGAGUAGCUUGGCUGUCUUGACAAACAUGAGAGAGAGAGAGAGAGAGAGAGAGAGAGGGGUGAUAGAAAGGGAGAGAGAGAUGCUCCGAAGUGUAGGGCGGAUUCAUUAACUGUGCACCGUAUCAUUCGUUCUUCCAGGCGUUAAAUGAAAAUUAAGACUAAGCCACUGUUUAGAUUGUGAUAUCUGACAAUCAAUUAUUUGUUAAAACGCAGAGAUAUUGGGUAAAUCUGCUGUUUGUUGCCUACUCCUGUGAUAUAACA
Molecule: messenger RNA, 2893 nt
Organism: Lingula anatina
Lineage: Eukaryota; Metazoa; Brachiopoda; Lingulata; Lingulida; Lingulidae
Product: cyclic nucleotide-binding domain-containing protein 2
Source: RefSeq, a predicted model, not a curated record